Fusarium redolens is the source of this 1848-nucleotide messenger RNA. RefSeq lists its product as uncharacterized. The record is from RefSeq and is a predicted model, not a curated record. NCBI's taxonomy places the organism in Eukaryota, Fungi, Ascomycota, Sordariomycetes, Hypocreales, Nectriaceae. The transcript is spliced from 3 exons. The coding region runs from base 58 to 1614 and encodes 518 amino acids. Gene Ontology annotation, molecular function: N,N-dimethylaniline monooxygenase activity; flavin adenine dinucleotide binding; NADP binding.
GCCCAACACAUAAUCGCAUUUUGUUUCAUUCGCAAAUAUUGGAAGAAAAGCGCAAAAAUGUCUCCACAUAACCAAAAAACGAGUUAUAGCCGGUUUGCCUGUAUCGGAACUGGUCUUUCCGGUAUUGGUCUAGGUGCAACACUCAAGCGAUGGUAUGACCUCGACGACAUUCAUUAUUUUGAACGCCAGAGCCAACCUGGUGGUACCUGGUUACAGAAUCAGUAUCCUGGCUGCGCGUGCGACGUCCCUAAUGUGCUCUAUAGCUUCUCGUUCGAACCGAAUCCGGACUGGACACGUAUCCUGGCUAAACGAGAGGAGCUAUAUGAGUACAUAAUGGGAAUCGCCAAAAAGUACCAUCUUCUCGAUAAGAUGACCUUUGGGGCCCAGGUUGAGAAGUGUGAAUGGUCCGAGGAGCAUGCUCGAUGGCGAUUAACUAUUCGGAAUCUGGAAACAGGAUCUCUCUUUUUCCACGAAUGCCAGUUUCUCUUCUCAGCAACAGGCUUAUUCUCCAACCCACGAGAACUGGAUAUACCUGGUGGCGAGUCUUUUAAAGGGCCUGUUAUUCACUCAGCAAGAUGGCGUCACGAUGUUGAUCUCACAGGAAAGCGGGUAGUGCUAUUCGGUAACGGCUGUACAGCGGCGCAGAUCGUACCAAAUAUCAUUGCUAAAACAAAGAGCCUCACGCAGAUCAUUCGAUCAAAACACUGGAUCCUCCCUCCAAUUGAUGGGCCGACCUUGGACUUGCUACGCUGGGUGAUGAAGAACAUUCCUGGAGUACAGAGAUUACUCCGUGUCCUCGUUUUUCUCGAGACAGAGCGCCAAUAUAAACUUUUUGAGAUGACGGACGCGGGAGCACGUGUGCGCGCAAAGUUUAGAGAGACAGCCUUGGCCUACAUGAAAAAGACAGCACCUGCUAAGUAUCACGAUCUACUCAUCCCCGACUUCGAAUUUGGAUGCAAGAGGCGUAUUUAUGACUCCGGUUAUCUUGAGAGCAUUCAUGCUGAGAACUUCAGCCUGACGGAUAAACCAGCUACUGAAAUCACGCCAGAUGGGGUUCGGGUUGGAGAUCAAGUCAUCGAAGCAGACGUCAUUGUCCUUGCCAAUGGCUUCGAGACGGGAAGCUUCCUUAAUGGCAUCGAAGUGAUAGGCAGACAAAAUAAAAAUCUGCAUGAACACUGGGAGCGGUAUGGUGGCGCAGAAGCAUACAACACGACAUCUGUCAGCGGGUUUCCAAACCUUUUUCUUCUCUACGGACCCAACUCCGGCGUUGGCCACACUUCGGCCAUCAUAGCUCUGGAGAAUGGGAUCAACUAUUCACUGCGCGUCAUCAAGCCCAUAUUAGAUGGCAAAGCCAGUAUAGUCGAUGUGAAGCUGGACGCCGAGAGUCAAUGGACAGACAGUAUGCAGGCUGGCGUCAAGUCGACCGUCUUCUACUCUGGCUGCACCAACUGGUUUCUCGAGGCGAAAAAGAACGGCAAACGGUGGAACGCCACAGUUUACCCUUACUCCCAGGCGAGUUUCUGGAGAAGGAGCCUCUUUCCCGUCUGGAAAGACUUUGACUUUUCUGUAAGACUAGCAUUUUUUCACUAUCGGGCUAUAUACAUGAAAUGCUAAUGUCUUUAGGGCUCGGCCAAGGCUCCAGGGCGAAAUAUUUGGCGGCGACUGUUCCUAGUGAUAGGGAUGUUCAGUGGUCUGAUAUUCGCCAUGGAUUACUUUUCUGCAGGUUGCUAUAGAAAGCAUCUUCUGGAUGGGUUUCAACAUGUGCUAUCACAGUUGCGUCGGUAAAUUGUGUCUGAGAGGUGGAAUGGGCUUAAGAUUAGUUUCGAAGCAUGUCAAAGCAAAAGCCAC